Molecule: messenger RNA, 1497 nt
Organism: Monopterus albus (swamp eel)
Lineage: Eukaryota; Metazoa; Chordata; Actinopteri; Synbranchiformes; Synbranchidae
Exons: 3
Coding region: 66-1244 (392 amino acids)
Source: RefSeq, a predicted model, not a curated record
CUGUGACAUGUCCAGUAAAAGGUUGUAAAAACACAUUCACUGUCAAAUCAUCAUUUACUGCUCACAUGUCCAGGAAACAUAAAGCAUGUUCUGUGGAUAGCAUAAGUGACAUGUAUAGGGAAACUAUUGCCCGUUCUUCAGCUAUCAGUGCAUGUGAAGAUGCUUCCCAGAGUUCAAACGAUGUCACAACAAAUGAAAGCAUUGAAUUGACAGAAAAUUUCAAUGAGACUUUUCUUAGGAAUCUAUCUUUGUUCUACCUAAAACUGCAAGGGCAGCUUCUUCUUCCAGCUUCAACAAUACAGACGAUUGUAGAAGAGAUGCAAAAUGUGCAUGAGUUGGGACAAGAUUACACUUUAAGUAAACUGAGGUCACUUUUAAAAAAUGACAUGUGUCUAACAGAUGAUGCUAUUGUUAAAAUAUGUGAUUGUGUUAAGGAUACAGAUCUGUUCUCCGUCUGUCAUCAGGGACCACUGAGAACAACAUAUUCAAGAGCUCAGGCAUUCAAAAAGAUGUUCAAGUAUAUAGAGCCUAAAAAGAUAAUAUUAGGAACUGACGAAAAUAUGACACAAAGGUUUGCUUACUACAUACCUGUGAUACAGACAUUGAAAAGCUUAUUAGAAUCUGAAUUAUGGAAGAAUUCAGUGUCACAACAGUCUUGUGAAAUAGACUCAGAUGUUUUUGGUGAUAUAAGAGAUGGACAAAACUUCAAGUCCAACCGGUUCUUUGUUGAAAAUCCAGGAUGUCUGAAGCUAAUUCUGUACCAGGAUGCUUUUGAAAUUGUCAAUCCCCUCGGCUCUGCUAAGAAAAGACACAAAGUUGUUGCAGUCUAUCUUUCUGUGGCAAAUUUACCUGCUCAUGUCCGGUCCAGUACUGAUCACAUAUCCCUUGUCUUACUGUGUGGAGAGAAUGACCUAAAACAAUUUGGAAGUGCUAAGGUUUUCUCUGAGAUGUUAGUAGAUUUAAAACAUUUAGAGGAAAAUGGAAUAACUAUAGGUGGUGAAACAAUCAAAGGGGCACUGUAUUGUAUUGCUGGUGAUAAUUUGGGUUCACACAGCAUUGGUGGGUUUACUGAAAACUUUAGUCGUUCUCAGUACUUUUGCAGGUACUGUGAAAUCACACAAAGUGAGUUUCAGAGUGAUGAUCCAAAUGUAUGUGGUCCACAGCGCACACCUGAAAGUUACGAUUCUGCCGUUGGUGAUCUACAAGCUGAAGACUGUGGAGCCAUCAAAGGCAUAAAGAAAUGACUGACUCGGAGCAAACAUUUCUACGCACCGCAAUCACUGAGGUCUUGCCUGACCUUCCAGAGGUGGCAAAAGAUAUUCUAGAAGAGACCUUACAGUCCCUUGGGGUGGAGACGUAUGAUGAUUUUGAGUUUAUUGAGGAAGCCGAUUUGCUGUCAGUGUUGAGGCCAAUUCAAGCCCGAAAACUCCUUUCUGCAUGGAAGCUGAGGUGCCAGACACCUGAAAGAAGCAGCACAUCUAUUGAUGCCUCGCCAGG